Messenger RNA from Selaginella moellendorffii, 2833 nucleotides. RefSeq lists its product as uncharacterized. Lineage: Eukaryota; Viridiplantae; Streptophyta; Lycopodiopsida; Selaginellales; Selaginellaceae. Bases 587 to 2587 code for a protein of 666 amino acids. The transcript has 5 exons. The record is from RefSeq and is a predicted model, not a curated record. Gene Ontology annotation, biological process: regulation of defense response to fungus.
UUCGCUUGUGGACAAGAAUUAUAACUUCUCUGACCGCGCCAGGGGAGUGAGCGAGCGAGCGGCAUCCCUCUGAUUAAUUUCUUUUUUUUGUAAGAGCGAAGAUCCAAUCCAAUGCCCAGUUCCUCCUCGAUCGAUCCUUUUUUUUUCUGGAUUCUCCUGUAAAGAAAGAGAUCCCUCUCCAAUUUUUUUUCCCCCUUGUUCUUCGCCCGCAUUGUCUGCUCGCGCUUUGUUGUUGGAUGGAAUGGAUCAUCGCCCGGGGUGGAGGAGCUAGAAACAAAACAGUUAUAUACCUAAGCGAGCUGGCCCUGUGUUCUCGCUCCAGGAAUCGAGCACCCGAAGAGGCAGGGAACGCGCAGCGUUUUCGUUUUCGCGGCAUUGAUUGUGGGUCCUUUGCAGCUGUAUCCUUCCAGCGCAAUUAGGUCAGCCACCACUACAGGGAGGGGGAGAUGGAGGGAGCCCAGCAAAGCUCCUAGCUCCUAGCUCUUCCAUCCAUGGGCGUGACUUAGCCGCGGGCGAGAGCGAGCAACGAGGUAUAGAGAGAGUGAGGGCGCAUUUGGGAAGAAAGAAGGGAUCCUAGCCCAAGAUCAUGACGAGGAUCGUCCACUGCCCAGGAUGCAAGGAGCUGCUUGUCGAGCCCACGGCCGGGGUCACAAUCUACCAGUGUGGGAACUGCCUCACGGUCUUGAUCGCCAAGCAUGCCAGAUCUUCGCUCGCAGUCGCAGCCGAUCAAAAUCAAAACAACGCCGCCGCGGCCGCCGCUGCUGCCAAAGCUUCCACCCCUUCUCCUCCUCCUCCUCCGCCGCCGCUCUACAAGCACAGGGAGCGGCAGCCCAUCGCCAUUCCAAAUCCCAGCCCUCUUCCCGGGAAUCCACUCGACGCCUCGGCCUCGCCUUUGUACACGCCCAGGAAUGGGAUUGGCAGUGGUAGCGGGAGGAUGUCCUCGGCCGCGGCACCAGCACCAGCACCGGCAGCCAUAGACGAGGACAAUUCUUUGCUCCUCCAGGACAUGAGGAAGCUGGCCAGGGAAGCUUUCCCGGCACAAGUCCAAGCUCCGGAGGACGGCAAGAACGCCACCACAAGGCUAGCGAGCAGCAAUGGCAGCAGCGCCGGCAAUGGAGGAAGAAUGACGAGGCAGGAGCUGGACGAGUUCACGUUUCCCAGGCAAGCUCGCGACUUGGAUGCCAUGAGUGACUAUCACUCCACACUGGAAGAGCUCGAUUCGAGUGCUCAGUCGGACGAUCUUCGCCGGAAGUCGUGCGUUCAUGAUCUUCAUCCAGUGGAGGCUCCCACUUCCACUGCUGCCACUGAGACUGGAGAAGAUCUGCGCUGCAACGCGGCGGCGAGGAGGAGCAGGAACAGUAGCAGCUCGUCCGAUGCGUUGGGAGGACAUGAAGAAGAUCAUCAUCUGGCUAUGGUUGCCGUCACCCCCGGCCCCGCAGGGAACAAGAAGAAGAGAGCGUAUCCUCCACUCAACUCGCCUUACGUCGUGUGCCAACACUGUGACAAGCUGCUCGAGGUCCCUCGCUCGCUGCCACCCUCCAAGACGAGCGUCCAGAAGCUCCGGUGUGGAGCUUGCCACUCCAUCUCCAAGUUCGCACUCGCCGACGUCGAACACGAGAGGAAGCAGCAGCCAGGCAUUGUUCCCGUGGACUCUUUCGAUCGUUCCAGCGGCGGCUCGACGAUGAAGAACGCGUCAGGGAUCGAUCACAACAGGAAGAUGGACAUGGUGGCGAUGAUGAUGAGCUCCUCGAGCUCGCCAGUUCCAGGCUCGGCUCCAGCUUCGUAUCACGCAGCUCAUUUCCAUCUCCAAAAGCGCAUCACGGACAACAUCACCAGCAACAGCAAAGGCUACGAGUCGGCUCCCGAGUUCCAUCACGGCGCCUCCGCCUCCACUCCCUCAAGCCACGCCAGGACCAUCUCCGCGGGAUCCAGCUCCACCGUGCCGCUGGCGCCCUGUCUCCACGAGCUCUUCGGCUACGAAUCGCCAUCGCAGUUCCUCAAGGUGGCUGACAACAAGAGCACGAGGUCCUCCACAAAGUCUUCGUCGGAGACGAGCCCAAAGCCCAAAGCCGGGGGUGGCGGAAUUAAGGCGCUGCUUCUCAAGAGCAUCCAGGAGAUCAGCAAGCUCCAUUUUCAGCAGCAGCAUUACUCGGUUGUGACAAUCAACGGCGCAACCAUACCGGACGAGCUCGUGAGAAAGGCCGAGGAACUAGCUGGGCCGAUUCAUCCAGGAAACUAUUGGUAUGACUACCGUGCUGGGUUCUGGGGAGUGAUGGGAGGGCCGUGCAUCGGGAUAGUUCCUCCAUGCAUUGAGGAGUUCAAGCACCCGGCGAUGCCAGUAAACUGCGCGGGUGGCAAAACCGGAGUGGUGAUCAAUGGCCGAGAGUUACACCAGCAGGAUCUCCAGGUUCUCGUCAAGCGCGGCCUGCCUUCCACUCCAAACACUUCCUACACAAUCGACAUUGACGGUGUGGUGGUGGACUUGGCCACCGGGAAUGAGAUCAGGUGCCUGGGCAAGCUCGCUCCCUCGAUCGAGAAGCGAGGUGUCGGCUUUGGAAUGUUUCCCCUGUCUCGGGGAUUGACAUAGAGAGAACGAGGGUCCGUGUUGCUGACUUCUAACUCGUACAUAGACUCUGAGUUCCAGCGAGACUUUUUAGCGAAAGGUGAGAGUGACCUGGUUGAAAAUAGAGGAGAGAGCUUGUUGGUGUUUUUUUUUUUUUUUUUUUUUUGUCACGACUGACUCCAUACGAUCAAAACAGGGCUUUGAACUUAUUUUUUGUGGAGCAAGCCACGCACUACUACUUACAACAGAACGAGUGAAUAUUCGUGUGUA